UCUUUUUUCAGUCAGGCUCAUGGUACAAGUUUAAUGAUGAGGACAUUGUUAAGAUGCAGGGAAAGUUAAAACUGUCGCAAGAUGAAGAUUCUGCGGAUACCACCAUUAAGCCGGCUAAAAGACCCAAAUGUGCAAAAGGUUACCAUGUGUCCAAGAAUGCCUACACGUUGGUGUACACCCUCCAAGGACAUAAGGGUGUUGGGAGUGAGGAUGAUGAUGUUGAAGUUCCGUCUCAUGUGCUAGAGCUGGUAGCAACUGACAAUAGUCGGUUUGAACAUUGGGUUACGCAAGUCAAAGCAUUUCGGGCAAAGUUGGUCUCCAAAGGAAAGACAAGGCAAGCUGAGAUAAGAAAGCUAUAUCAGGACAUGCCAGUAACUUCGGGUAAGUUGAUCAUGGUUAGAACUCUCAUGUUUUCUAUGAUCAACAUACAGUCAUAAGAAGAUUGGGGAGCGCUUAGAGUACAAGACAUGUCAGUCACAGAAAAACGAUGUGUGUAAUUAAACAGCAGGUGACUACUUUGACUACUCCUAGUCCCAGAUUAACUUGGCUUUUGAUUGGUUAAGAAAGGGAAACCUUAUGUAAAGAUGCCAACAACUAAUCAAAGUUUUGCUGCUAGGCAACAGUCCAGCAACGACUUUUAGUAGAAUUCUACUGGUAUACUAACGCAAAUGCUGUAAUC
Messenger RNA from Orbicella faveolata, 679 nucleotides. Its product is annotated as ubiquitin carboxyl-terminal hydrolase 48-like. The record is from RefSeq and is a predicted model, not a curated record. Gene Ontology annotation, biological process: protein deubiquitination. Gene Ontology annotation, cellular component: nucleus; cytosol. NCBI's taxonomy places the organism in Eukaryota, Metazoa, Cnidaria, Anthozoa, Scleractinia, Merulinidae. Gene Ontology annotation, molecular function: cysteine-type endopeptidase activity; cysteine-type deubiquitinase activity; protein binding.